Molecule: messenger RNA, 483 nt
Organism: Lucilia cuprina (Australian sheep blowfly)
Lineage: Eukaryota; Metazoa; Arthropoda; Insecta; Diptera; Calliphoridae
Exons: 5
Coding region: 1-483 (160 amino acids)
Source: RefSeq, a predicted model, not a curated record
AUGCGUCGGAUCAGUGAGGCUUUACGUUUAAAACUGACAAAGGUUAUAUGCAAAGCUAAAGAUGAGUCAUUUGUCAACUUUAAGACUUGUCAUGUCAAAGCCGAAUCCAGGAAUCUUCAAUAUAUAGCUCUAUAUAUUAAAUUCUUGCAACUACCCAUAAACGAUAUAAAUGUCCGCUUUAGAUUCAUGAAACGAGCCAAUGGCUAUAAACCAUUUCUGUAUGAUUUUACAUUUAGAUGUGAUUUCUUGAAACGUCUGAAUUUGGUGAGUGGCCUUGUUUGGCGCUGGAUAAGUGAUGUAUCGAAUCUCAAUCAUUCUUGUCCCCUAAUAAAUGAUUUUGAAAUAAAGCGAUUUGAAAAUCGUUAUAUGGAGAAGGAAUUAGAUAUACUACCUCUGGUUGAUGGUGACUAUGCUCUUUUUAUUAACUUUAAGGUUUAUAAUUCCUCCAAAUUUGAUUUGGAAGUUUAUGUAACAAUAACUUAA